GGAGCGGCCGCCAUCAUGGCCUCCGCCGCCGCGCACCCGGCCCCCCCGCCCGCCGCCGCCCCGGCUGUCGCCGCCGCCUCCUCGUCCGCCGCCCCGCCGCCGCCGCCACCGCCCCCCGCCGCUCCGGGCAUCCUGAUCGGCGACCGGCUGUACUCGGAGGUGUCGCUCACCAUCGACCACUCGCUCAUCCCCGAGGAGCGGCUCUCGCCCACCCCUUCCAUGCAGGACGGCCUGGACCUGCAGUGCGAGACCGACCUGCGCAUCCUGGGCUGCGAGCUGAUCCAGGCGGCCGGCAUCCUGCUGCGCCUGCCGCAGGUGGCGAUGGCGACCGGACAGGUGCUUUUCCACCGCUUCUUCUACUCCAAGUCCUUCGUCAAGCACAGCUUCGAGAUCGUCGCCAUGGCCUGCAUUAACCUCGCGUCUAAAAUCGAAGAGGCGCCGCGGCGGAUCAGGGACGUGAUCAACGUGUUCCACCACCUGAGGCAGCUCAGAGCCAAAAGGACUCCAAGCCCCCUGAUACUUGAUCAGAACUACAUAAACACCAAAAAUCAAGUAAUCAAAGCAGAAAGAAGGGUACUGAAGGAGUUGGGAUUUUGUGUUCAUGUCAAGCAUCCACACAAGAUCAUUGUGAUGUAUUUACAAGUCUUAGAGUGUGAACGUAAUCAAACCCUGGUACAGACAGCCUGGAAUUACAUGAAUGACAGCCUGCGAACAAACGUGUUUGUUCGCUUUCAGCCAGAGACUAUAGCAUGUGCUUGCAUUUAUCUUGCUGCUAGAGCUCUGCAGAUCCCGCUGCCCACCCGCCCGCACUGGUUCUUGCUCUUCGGCACCACGGAAGAGGAGAUCCAGGAGAUUUGCCUCACAACUCUGAAGCUCUACACCAGAAAGAAGCCCAAUUACGAGCUGCUGGAUAAAGAAGUGGAAAAAAGGAAAAUGGCACUACAGGAAGCUAAACUGAAGGCAAAAGGCUUAAAUCCGGAUGGAACUCCAGCACUUUCGACACUGGGUGGCUUUUCUCCUGCAUCCAAACCAUCUUCUCCAAGAGAAGUGAAAACUGAAGAGAAGAGUCCGGUACCUUUGAACACCAAAACCAUUAAAAAAGAGCCAGAAGAAAGGCAGCAAGCUUCCAAGAGCCCUUACAAUGGCAUGAGGAAAGAAAGCAAGAGAAGUAGGAGCAGCAGAAGUGCCAGUCGGUCCAGGUCCAGGACAAAGUCCCGCUCUCGCUCUCAUACUCCCAGGCGGCACUACAAUAACAGGCGCAGUCUGUCUGGCACGUACAGCUCGAGGUCGAGAAGCAGGUCCCGCAGCCACAGCGGCAGCCCUCGCAGGCACCACAACCACGGCUCUCCGCACCUGAAGGCCAAGCACGGCAGGGAGGAGCUGAAGAGCGCAAACAGACACGGCCACAAAAGGAAAAAGUCUCGCUCGCGGUCGCAGAGCAAAUCCAGGGAUCAUUCUGAUGCUGCCAAGAAACACAGGCACGAGAGGGGGCACCACAGAGACAGGCGGGAGAGAUCCCGCUCCUUCGAGAGGUCCCACAAAGGGAAACAUCACAGCAGCAGCCGGUCGGGGCACAGCAGGCACAGGCGCUGAGCACUGAGCCGGGCUGGGUUCCGGCGGAGCCUGUACAUAAAACACAGCAUGGACUCGGGGGAGAGCAAGGGAAUCGAUGAGCAUUUGAUUAAUUUAAACCCAGUAUCUGAUUUUUCUAAAACAAGUAGAGCGUUUUUCUUUUGGGAAAGAAACUGUUACCAACUUUUGCACAUAAUACCUUAGCAGUAUCAGACGGAUGGAGAACAGCGAUCAGGUUGAACUGUAUGUAGUAGAGUUGUGUAUUGUUUAUUGAUAUGAGAACUGGAGAAUGGAUUUCUGUACAAAAGCGAAAUGUACCUUAUUUUUAUACAAGUCAAUUGCAGACACUUAUAUUUAAGUAUAGUUAUUUGUUUAAACGAUGGUGGAUACUUUCUUACACUGGUUUUAGUCUGCAUGUGUUAAAAGAUUUUUACAAGAAAUAAAAUCUAAGGCUUUUUCUACUGCCUAUUGGAUGUCAAA
Molecule: messenger RNA, 2052 nt
Organism: Tympanuchus pallidicinctus (lesser prairie-chicken)
Lineage: Eukaryota; Metazoa; Chordata; Aves; Galliformes; Phasianidae
Gene: CCNL1
Product: cyclin L1
Exons: 11
Coding region: 16-1593 (525 amino acids)
Biological process (GO): regulation of transcription by RNA polymerase II
Cellular component (GO): nucleus
Molecular function (GO): cyclin-dependent protein serine/threonine kinase regulator activity
Source: RefSeq, a predicted model, not a curated record